AGAGGCAGUAGUAAGCCCACCUAAUGCUUUUCAUAAAAACAUUCCAUACCACAGACAUUCUUCAGUUUCUUUCAUCGGGACUGCUGACUUUACACUAAGGAGGAAAAAACAGUCCCAAACAGCAGACCCCGAGCCCAGAGAGCCCAUUAAUAAACUUAGCCGGGUGGUGAGACAGAACUACACUCAACCUCAGUGGAAUUCAAACUGCCCGUGUAGAGGAGAACCAUCCAGUCCUCCAAACAAAGGCCAGCCCAGUGGUAGCUCUGAAUUCCAUCCCUGAACUACUGGGUUUUUAAUAAAGUUGGUUAAGGGAGGGAAAACAUGAAUGCCUGGGAGAAUCUUAAGCCUCUGGCUUUAGGAGGCCAGUUUUUCAGAGUUUAUCACCUGCCAGAGAAGUAUCCUCCCAGUGUCCUAAGAUUAUUCGAUUACAGUGAUAGAGGAACAUCAGUUCUGGCUUAUGACCCGGGGCUUUGGGAAGAGAAUUACAUACAUUUCCUGGAUUUCUUUGAAUAGUCAGCAGUGGCAUGCGUAGGCCUGGAAUUCUUUUUUCCAUCCGUGUACUUAAGAUCUUAAGGGGGAGUUAGUUAUAGGUCAGGGUGAUCUAUUCAGAAGUGUUUGAGAUCACAGAGAGUGACCAGCCACCCUCCCACUGAGACCCCACAGAGCGUCUGUCCCGGAGCCAGGCCUGGGUUGGAGGAUCCCUGGGAGGCCCGGUAAGAAUAUGCCUCCCAGCUGCCUUUAUGCUUUCCAGGACGUGUUCGUGUAUUAUUUCCUCAAACUCCUUGCACAACUCUGGAAAAACAAGGUGAUUGUUACUAGCCUUCUUUUACAGAGGAGAAAGCAGGCACUGGGAGGUGUAAUGAUACCUGAGUAAGUGGACCUCAGAUCUUGAUCAUCAGUCCCCCAUCUAGGAGUUUUGUGGAUAAAAGACCCACGUACUACGACUCCUGAAAUGCAGGCAGCAGCCAGAGUGUGCACGCUGGCACAGAAAGAUCAGCAGUUCAUUGCACAGAGUUCAUAUUUUCCCCAUGGUUCUUUGCUUAGUCUCCUCCCCACUGUUUCAGUUCUAGGACCCCCAACCACCCCAUGCCUGCCCCCGCUCCCCAAGAAGGAUUUGCACUGUUUUUUCUUUGUGGGUUUUUUUUUUUUCAGUGUAGAAUAAUAUUUUAUAUUCUAUAAAUUCAGGGCAUAAGUUCUGGAGUCAAACUUAGUUCCGAGUCCUGAUGCUGCCUCAUACUAACUCUGUGACUUUGGGGAAGUUAUUUAGCUAGUCUAAACCUCAGUUUCCUCAUCUGUGAAAUAGGGCUGGGACCCAGCUUACUGGAUUCUCAUGAGGGUUAAGGGAGAUAAUGCACGGAAGGGUUCUGGUGUGAGGGUGGCACUCAUUAAAUGUUAGCGACUUGCCAAAGGGCUUCCUGUCUGCUAGACCGGGCUAAUGACGGCAGGUCCCCAGAUUGAGAAGAAUGCUCCAGGGGACAGUCUGCCUAGACUGUCAUUCAUUAUACCUGAAGAACCGACUGCAAGGAUGGGGGUGGGGGGGCGGCCGCUGCUGGAGGGAGUAUAUGGCAGGAAGAGAUUUAUGGCGGACCAUUCCAAAUUGGAACCAUGGAACUAUUACUGUUUCUACCCUUCACUUUCCUUUCACUGUCCCUUUGGGUUCCCUGGGCUAUAGAAUGAGAGAGGUAGAUGAGACCUCAGAGACCCUUUGGUUAGACCGCUCCUUCCCCAUUUCUUGUGCUCAGUGGGGCAGUCUGAGGUGGUCAGUGGCCGUUGGGAGCAGCUGGUGCCCAGAGCUGGGUGAGGCUCUGGGGACAGGAACAGUGGAGACUCAGUCCCCACACUGCAGGAGCUCUCAGCCAUUCUCUGAGGCUCAGAGAACCUAGGUCACACUGUCUCUCAGUGCCAGAGCCAGUCCCAGGUUCCCCUGGGCACCCAGCCCCAGCUUUCCCAGCCACCACAGGGCUCAACAACACCCCCCAGGAGAGGUCCAAAUUCUUAGAUCCUUGCUUUUCUUUUCUCUGAGAUCUUUUGCUUCAGCAGCCUUUACCUUAAGAAGGGGCCACUGGUCCCUUGAGGCGUGAAUCCUGCCCCCCUGUCCCGUCCCCCCCCCCCCCCCCCCCCCCCCGCCAACCUCAGCUCCUGCCAAACUGGGCUGAAGUAACACACCUGCUAGCUAUAGUUACCAUCGUCAUUCUCAUUGACUUGGAUCCAACUUCCGGAGGGAGAAGCUUCAGAGAUUAAUUUGCUAAAUGCAAGGGUCCCCUAGUCUUUGCUUUCGCUUCUAUUCAUUGAUUGAUUCAACUUGAUUUCAGAUACCUUCCAAGUUUCUUUUCGAAACAGAGACUGAAAAUGGGGUUACAUAAAAGUCUCACUGAUUUUUUUUUUUCUUUCAAUGCUCUUCCUCUUUCAGGACUGUUUGAGGCUGCAUUUGCAUAUAUGCACACCAGCCAAAACUAAUAUCUUUGUGAAUUCAGAAUAGUCUGAAAUGCCACCCCUUAUAAAUUUCAAUUAGGCAUUUAUCCACAUCACUGAGCUGUGUAUUUUAAGAACCUGUUUGACUCAAGACGAGGAUGGCAUGAAAUGAAAACAAAACAGAAGCCCGAGGGCUUACGGGACUUUCCUCUGGGGGUGCGGCCCUGGUGUUGGAGGCGGCAGGUGUGGGGAGACUUGAUCCCAUGCCCCUAAAUCCCUGAAGUAGCUUGGGUUUCAAUAUUUCUUUCAGCAAAAUGAUGCUUCAACACCCAGGCCAGGUCUCUGCCUCGGAAGUCAGUGCCUCUGCCAUCGUCCCCUGCCUGUCCCCUCCUGGGUCACUGGUGUUUGAGGAUUUUGCUAACCUGACACCCUUUGUCAAGGAAGAGCUGAGGUUCGCCAUCCAGAACAAGCACCUCUGUCACCGGAUGUCCUCUGCACUGGAGUCGGUCACUGUCAGCGGCAGACCCCUGGAGAUGGCAGUCACAAAAACUGAGGUAGCCCCGGAAGAAGACGAAAGGAAAAAGAGGCGGCGGGAAAGAAAUAAGAUCGCAGCUGCCAAGUGCCGCAACAAGAAGAAGGAGAAGACAGAGUGCCUGCAGAAAGAGUCAGAGAAGCUGGAGAGCGUGAAUGCCGAACUGAAGGCCCAGAUCGAGGAGCUCAAGAAUGAGAAGCAGCAUUUGAUAUACAUGCUCAACCUUCAUCGGCCCACGUGUAUUGUCCGGGCUCAGAAUGGGCGGACUCCAGAAGAUGAGAGAAACCUUUUUAUCCAACAGAUUAAAGAAGGAACAUUGCAAAGCUAAGCAGUCAUGGUAUGGGGGCAGUUGGGGAGUCCUCAUUGAAACCUUCUACAUCCCAAACCCUGAAGCCAUUGGAGAUCUGACUUCCUGUGCACCUCUCGCAUCCCAGCAGUGAAGCACCAUCGAGGCAGAAGAGCCCUUGGUGACUCAGCUGGGCCUUUCCUCUCUGCACCAGAGUGGACUUUGGACCGGGGCAAGGGCAUCUUUUGUCUUAACUCCAGGAUUUAGGCCUUAACCAUCCUGGCUAUUCUUGGAUGCUGCAGAUGGCCCCUGGUUAGGGUCCUGCUCAUCUUUUGCCUGGAUUCUACAAAAACAAACAAACAAACAAACAAAGCCAGGACUCUCACCAUAGGACUCAUGCUGAAGAAGUGUCUGCACAUUGGGUGGGUGGAGUGGGGCCACCUCCUGAGCUGCCACUGCCACUGCCACCAUCACUUAUAGGGACACAGAGUGAGAACGGCAUUUAGCGAAGUUGUACAAUGGCCAGGGUUGUGCUUUCUAGCAAACAUGCUGUUAUGUACAGGAAUUACUGUGUGCAAGGCACUUGUUUCAAAGCUAGGCAUUGUGUUCUUCUCAUGUUUGUUUUGCACAACACUGGUGUGAUUUUCCUCAGAUCUGGUUUCUGAGGGUUUGGUGGGGGAGGCGGCUACCACCGUAUGCGGUGUCUUACAAAAUGCUGAGGUGGCCGCAAGAGCUCAUCAGCCCCGGGAGAACAGAAUUCUGCUGGCGAGCAGCGUAGUUUUGUGCCAACAGAGAAAGCUGCCUUUCCCUCGGCGCCCAGGCAUUAACGCAGAAUUUGUGGGCAUGACUGUAGGCCCUCUGUUGCAAACUCAGUUACAAUGUCACAGGAAGAAAGCAGAAAGAAAGUCCAACUUCCAAAGGGUUAGGACUCUCCCCUCGGUGACUUAGGUCAGGAGUUCUUUCUAGGCCAGAAGAGCCAAAGAAUAUUCCAUUUUCCUUUUCUUGCAGUUGAAAACCACAUCCAGUGGAGACAAGUUUGAAGCCAGGUGAUGCCUGGGUUUUAGCAUUAUUGGAUGUUAGUGGCAUUGUUUGUCAUGCAGAUGUUGGCAGAAAUCUGGCCCAGAGCAUUUAUAACUGUGAGAGGUCAUUCACACUGGCCACAGGACUCUGGCUACUGUCUGUUUAAAUUCUGAUGUUUCUGUGAAAUCCUCAGAGUGUUUAAUCCUACUCGGUAGUAUCAUUACAAUUUUUCUGUAAGAGGAAAUAUUACUUAUUUAUCCUAGUAUUCCUAACCUGUCGAUAUAAUAAAUAUUGGAACCAAGACAUGGUAAACUUAA
Messenger RNA from Prionailurus viverrinus (fishing cat), 4567 nucleotides. It is a transcript of the gene ATF3, whose product is annotated as activating transcription factor 3. Bases 2727 to 3272 code for a protein of 181 amino acids. Gene Ontology annotation, biological process: regulation of transcription by RNA polymerase II. The record is from RefSeq and is a predicted model, not a curated record. Gene Ontology annotation, molecular function: DNA-binding transcription factor activity, RNA polymerase II-specific; RNA polymerase II cis-regulatory region sequence-specific DNA binding. Lineage: Eukaryota; Metazoa; Chordata; Mammalia; Carnivora; Felidae. Gene Ontology annotation, cellular component: nucleus. The transcript has 4 exons.